AGUUAUUCGGGUCUUCCCCAGCACAGAAUUCCCUACCAGUGGACUCCAUGAUGCACUCCGUGACGUAUCCAAGGAUCUCCCCGUGAUGGCAGUUGUAAAGGCAGCUCUCUGAUGCUAUCACUCACACCCGAGCUGCUGUGAAGCAGAGCGCCCUCUGGAGGAAUGCCGAAGAAGUUCCAGGGCGAGAAUACUAAGUCCGCUGUGGCGCGGGCGCGCAAGGCGGAGGUGAAGGCAGCGGCGGACACCCGCAAAAAGCAGGAGCAAGAGGAUGCCUACUGGAAGGACGACGACAAGCACGUCCUGAAGAAGGAGCAGAGAAAGGAUGACAGAGAGAAGAAGCGCCUGGAGGCCCUGGAGCGCAAGAAAGAAAACCAGAGGCUGCUGGACGAGGAGUCCGCCCGGCUGAAGGGACGCCAGGGCAGUGCGGUCGCCAGCACUACAGGGAGCAAGGUCACCCAGGCACAGAUUGAAGAGACGCUACGUAAGGAGCGGGAGAAGCCCAGCCUGCCUGAGAAAAGUGAGAAGGUAAAGAGUUACCUGGACGGGCCCUUGGAGGAGAAUGUGAACCGCAUCAUUCCAGAGGAGGGUUCUGUGGAGGCCAGGACUGUAGAGGAUGCCAUCGCAGUACUCAGCACGGCAGAAGAGCUUGACCGACACCCCGAGCGGAGGAUGAAAGCCGCCUUCGCUGCCUUUGAGGAGGUCAACAUGCCUCGAAUCAAGCAGGAGAACCCCAACAUGCGUCUGUCACAGCUCAAGCAGCUGCUGAAGAAAGAGUGGAUGAAGUCUCCAGAGAACCCCAUGAACCAGCGACAUGCUGAAUUCAACACUCCCAAGUAGAGAGGGUUACACUUCUCUCCCUCUCUCACGGCCCCUCCCUCUAUACCUCUUCACCCUAUCUCUACCCCAACGGAUUUCCCAUCGACUUCCCAACCCUAACCCGGGCCUCGGCUCAAACAUCUUCUCAUAAGAGUUGGUCAAAUCUCCAAGCACCCCAAAGAGCCAUGGAGGGUACUCUUCCUUCUCUUCCUCCUUGCUGUACUGAACUCUGACACCCCCCGCCGUCGCCUCUCACCCUCCUCAGAACCGAUCCAGCUUGUGUCCCUUUACAAUCGUCUAUUUCCGAUACCUCAAGGGAGGCCAUCUGCACCACUUCUCUGCAAUGGAUCCUUUUUAAAACUACCGCAGCCUGAUGUCUGCUUGUCGGUAAUCUGUAGAAAUCUACUUGGUGCGGAAUGUUGAUGCAGGAGGCUCUACUGGUUUAAAAGGUUUGGUGGUGGAUCUCAGAAGAACUUACGACAACUUUUUCUAAUGUUUUUUGGUGUGGGGGGGGGGGGGGUAAUUUAUUAAAACAGUGGAUUCGUCUGUCUUAACGGAGAGUCGAGCUUACGCCUUUCAACUAAUUGUUAACAACAAGGAAUACAAUUUGUUGAAUUAGCAUUGAGUUUUGAAAUAUGUUAUGAUGACCAUUUGAUGUACUAUACUGCCCUGGAUGUAGGCAGUUCCAAAACAACAGGGUGAAAUUAACCACGCUUUCAACACUGAGAUCUGAAUCCAGUCUAGAGUUGGGUUGGGAAGGUCCUACAGUAUAAGCUUUGGGUCUGCAGAGAUUUGCAAUUUUCAUUUAAACUAAAAUGAGCAAUUUUUUUUUUUAAUUAUUUUUGUGUUCGCUUUUGCUAAUAAUACUUUUGGCUUGAAUAACCCAGAGGAUUGUGGGCAAUUGAAAUAAAGGUUUUGAGUUUUUUUUUGACUCUU
This is a messenger RNA of Polyodon spathula (Mississippi paddlefish), 1752 nucleotides long. Its product is annotated as coiled-coil domain-containing protein 124-like. The transcript has 6 exons. The record is from RefSeq and is a predicted model, not a curated record. Gene Ontology annotation, cellular component: nucleus. Gene Ontology annotation, biological process: transcription by RNA polymerase II. The coding region runs from base 163 to 837 and encodes 224 amino acids. NCBI's taxonomy places the organism in Eukaryota, Metazoa, Chordata, Actinopteri, Acipenseriformes, Polyodontidae. Gene Ontology annotation, molecular function: transcription coactivator activity.